Pseudonaja textilis is the source of this 3702-nucleotide messenger RNA. RefSeq names its product ubiquitin specific peptidase 15 (gene USP15). NCBI's taxonomy places the organism in Eukaryota, Metazoa, Chordata, Lepidosauria, Squamata, Elapidae. Gene Ontology annotation, cellular component: nucleus. The record is from RefSeq and is a predicted model, not a curated record. Gene Ontology annotation, biological process: protein deubiquitination. Gene Ontology annotation, molecular function: cysteine-type deubiquitinase activity.
AACUGUCAAGGCUCCAGAACCGAGAAAGCUGCUCCUUGCAAAUUGAGUAUAAGGCGGCUUAUCGCACUAUAAACAGAUAAAAAAAACCCUGCCAAUUUUCUAUAACCCGCCUUGGCGGUUUCAACAGCCUGACGUUGCAGAAGUCCUGCGCGCCGCUAAAUGCAAACAUACGAAAAAGCAAACAUUCCGCCGGCGGUGUCUUGCCCGGCCCACCUUUUGGGUUCUUUCCAUUUCCCCGCACCUGUGCCCUGCCUUUUAUUAGUCCCAAGCGUAAUCUCAUUGGAGCUGUAGAGUCCUCCCAGCAGCCUGGGGAUGCUCUCUGGCCGAAUUCUCACGCGCGCUCUUCCUCUCCUUCCCGCUGCCAUCCAUGGGAUUGCCGAAGUGGGAGGGGGUCGUGGAGGGCGUUUCCCCGGUCGCCGCGCGGCGUCACUCCCAGCAUGCAGCGCGGGCCGCCCCUGCCGCCACCGCCGCCGCUCCUGUUCCUGCAGCCGCCGCUGCCGCCGCCUCUCCUCCUGCUGCCGUCACUUUUGCAGCUGUUGCCGCCGCCGCUCCGGGGCUGGAAGACAUGGCGGAGGGAGGCGCGGCGGAUCUGGAGACCCAGCGCUCGGAUAUCGCGGCGCUGCUCAAGACGGCUCUCCGCAAGGGCGACACCUGGUAUUUAGUGGAUAGUCGUUGGUUCAAACAGUGGAAAAAGUAUGUUGGAUUUGACAGCUGGGACAAGUAUCAAAUGGGAGAUCAGAAUGUUUAUCCUGGUCCUAUUGAUAAUUCUGGACUUCUCAAAGAUGGGGAUUGUCAAUCUCUUAAAGAGCAUCUUAUUGAUGAGCUGGACUACAUUCUUUUACCAACUGAAGGGUGGAACAAACUAGUUAGCUGGUAUACUCUUCUGGAAGGUCAAGAACCUAUUGCACGCAAGGUAGUUGAACAGGGUAUGUUUGUCAAACACUGCAAGGUGGAAGUUUAUUUGACAGAAUUGAAAUUAUGUGAAAAUGGAAAUAUGAACAAUGUAGUGACACGAAGAUUUAGUAAAGCCGAUACAAUAGAUACAAUUGAAAAAGAGAUAAGGAAAACCUUCAGUAUUCCAGAUGAAAAAGAAACAAGAUUAUGGAACAAAUAUAUGAGUAAUACCUUUGAACCUUUGAAUAAACCAGACAGUACCAUACAGGAUGCUGGUUUAUACCAGGGACAGGUAUUAGUGAUAGAACAAAAAAAUGAAGAUGGAACAUGGCCUAGAGGUCCUUCAGCUCCAAAGUCCCCAGGUGCAUCCAAUUUUCCAACUUUACCAAAGAUCUCUCCAUCUCUAUCAAAUAAUUAUAACAACAUCAACAACAGAAACAUGAAAAAUUCAAACUACUGCCUUCCUUCAUACACUGCUUAUAAAAAUUAUGACUACUCAGAGCCAGGAAGACACAAUGAACAGCCCGGUCUUUGUGGUCUAAGUAAUUUGGGAAAUACAUGUUUCAUGAAUUCAGCAAUUCAAUGUCUCAGCAAUACACCUCCACUCACAGAAUAUUUCCUUAAUGAUAAAUAUCAAGAGGAGCUAAACUAUGACAAUCCAUUAGGAAUGAGAGGUGAAAUUGCAAAAUCUUAUGCAGAGCUCAUCAAGCAGAUGUGGUCAGGAAAAUACAGCUAUGUCACUCCAAGAGCUUUUAAGACACAGGUCGGACGAUUUGCACCUCAGUUUUCAGGAUAUCAGCAACAAGACUGCCAAGAAUUGCUGGCAUUUCUUUUAGAUGGUUUGCAUGAGGAUUUGAAUCGUAUUAGAAAAAAGCCUUAUAUUCAGCUAAAAGAUGCUGAUGGAAGACCAGAUAAGAUAGUUGCUGAAGAAGCUUGGGAGAACCAUUUGAAACGAAAUGAUUCCAUCAUUGUAGAUAUAUUUCAUGGACUUUUUAAAUCAACCUUAGUUUGUCCAGAAUGUGCCAAGAUCUCUGUAACAUUUGAUCCCUUUUGUUAUUUAACUCUUCCUCUACCUAUGAAAAAAGAACGCAGUUUGGAAGUUUAUUUAGUUAGACUUGAUCCACUUUCCAAACCCAUGCAGUACAAAGUAGUAGUACCAAAAAUUGGAAAUAUACAGGAUCUCUGCAUCGCAUUAUCAACUUUGUCAGGUGUUGCUGCAGACAAGAUGAUCGUUACUGAUAUAUAUAAUCAUAGGUUUCAUAGAAUAUUUGCAAUGGAUGAAAAUCUAACCAGUAUUAUGGAACGUGAUGACAUUUAUGUAUUUGAAAUAGCCAUCAAUAGAACUGAAGAUACAGAGCAAGUUGUAAUUCCAGUUUGUUUAAGGGAAAAGUUUCGUCACAGUGGUUACAGCCAUCAUAGUGGUUCAACACAUUUUGGACAACCUUUCCUUAUAGCAGUGCCUAGAAAUAACACGGAAGAUAAACUAUAUAACCUUCUGCUAUUAAGAAUGUGUCGAUAUGUGAAAACCUCUGCUGAAACAGAAGACACUGAAGCAUCUCUCCAGUGCUGCAAGGACAAUAGUAUCAAUGGUAAUGGUCCAAAUGGAAUUCAUGAAGAAGGAUCUCCAAGUGAGAUGGAAACUGAUGAACAAGAUGAUGAAUCUAGCCAGGAUCAAGAACUGCCAUCUGAAAAUGAAAACAGUCAGUCGGAAGAUUCUGUAGGAGGUGAUAAUGAUUCUGAAAAUGGAUUAUGCACAGAGGAUUCCUGCAAGGAUCAACUUAUAGGGCACAAAAAAAGAUUGUUCACAUUCCAGUUCAACAGCUUAGGCAAUACAGACAUCAAUUAUGUCAAAGAUGAUACUAGGCAUAUACGAUUUGAUGACAGACAACUUAGACUAGAUGAAAGAUCUUUCUUGGCUUUGGACUGGGAUCCUGAAUUCAAGAAAAGAUACUUCGAUGAAAAUGCUGCUGAGGAUUUUGAAAAACAUGAAAGUGUGGAAUAUAGACCUCCAAAAAAACCAUUUGUGAAGUUAAAAGAUUGCAUUGAGUUAUUUACAACUAAAGAAAAGUUGGGUGCUGAAGAUCCAUGGUAUUGCCCAAACUGUAAAGAACAUCAGCAAGCUACCAAGAAACUAGAUUUGUGGUCGCUACCACCAGUACUAGUGGUGCAUCUAAAACGUUUUUCUUAUAGCAGAUACAUGAGAGAUAAAUUGGAUACAUUGGUUGACUUCCCAAUAAAUGAUUUGGAUAUGUCUGAAUUCCUAAUUAAUCCAAACGCUGGACCAUGUCGCUAUAAUUUGAUUGCAGUGUCAAAUCACUAUGGAGGCAUGGGAGGAGGGCAUUAUACUGCUUUUGCAAAAAAUAAAGAUGAUGGGAAGUGGUACUACUUUGAUGAUAGCAGUGUGUCGACUGCAUCCGAAGAACAAAUUGUGUCCAAAGCAGCCUAUGUGCUCUUCUAUCAGAGACAGGACACAAUCAGUGGAACUGGUUUUUUCCCUCUUGAUCGGGAAACUAAACAAGGUGCUUCUGCUGCUACAGGCAUUCCAUUAGAGAGUGAUGAAGACAGUAAUGAGAAUGACAAUGAUAUAGAAAAUGAAAAUUGUAUGCACACUAAUUAAUUGAAGAACUAGAAGCCAUACAGAUGGGAGCUCUCAAUUUUAAAAAUGAAAUUAUUCACCAAAUUAAAAAUAAAAUCUGAGAUGGGAAAUUUCAGAUAACAGAAUGUAAAUCCUUGUUACAUUUUAACUUGUGCAGUACCUGAAGUGAAACACAAUGAAAACACUAGAAUUUGUCUCUAAUAUCUUUGCAA